AUGCCCCGCGUCUUCCUCAUCACCGGGUGCUCCACGGGCUUCGGACGAGAAUAUGCCCAAGAAGUCCUGGACCGCGGGGACCACGUUGUCGCCACUGCCCGCGACCCUUCCAAGGUCUCACUCAAGGGCACCACGCCGACCAACCACCUGGCAGUUCGACUCGACGUGACGGACAAAGCGAGCAUCAAGGCCGCCUUCAACUCGGCGCUCGACAAGUUCGGCCGGAUCGACGUCGUGGUCAACAACGCCGGGUACGGGCUCGCAGGCUGUUUCGAAGAGUACACCGACGCGCAGGUCCGGCAGCAGAUGGACAUCAACUUCUUCGGCCUCAUCGACGUGACCCGCGAAGCCAUGCAGGUGAUGCGGGACCGCCAGCAGCCGCAAGGCGGGCUGAUUCAACAAGUCACCAGCAUCGGCGGGCAGCGCGGCGUGCCGCUGUUCAGCGUCUACUGCGCGAGCAAAUGGGCCGUCGAGGGCUUCACCGAGUCAGUCAGUCUCGAGGUCAAGCCCGAAUGGGGCAUCAAGUUCACCUGCGUCGAGCCCGGUGGCUUUCGGACGGAUUGGGCUGGACGAAGCAUGCAAUUUGCCGACCGUCAUCCGGCUUAUGAUCACAUGAACGCUGUUGAACGUAUGGGUGCCCGUCACGGUACUCAGGCCGGUGACCCCGUCAAGGGUGCCAGAGCAAUGUACGAAUUGGCCACUAUGAAAGAUCCCCCGUUGAGAUGCGUGAUUGGUAGUGAUGCGUACGCCGCCAUCAUGAACAAGUUAGACCAGUACGAACAAAACUACAAGAAAUUCGAAACGCUAAGCAACUCGACCGACGUGGAUGGGUACAAGGGGCCGAACCCAUAUACCUCCAAAUCGUAA
Messenger RNA from Exophiala spinifera, 867 nucleotides. RefSeq lists its product as uncharacterized. The coding region runs from base 1 to 867 and encodes 288 amino acids. NCBI's taxonomy places the organism in Eukaryota, Fungi, Ascomycota, Eurotiomycetes, Chaetothyriales, Herpotrichiellaceae. The record is from RefSeq and is a predicted model, not a curated record. The transcript has 3 exons. Gene Ontology annotation, molecular function: oxidoreductase activity.